Molecule: messenger RNA, 1035 nt
Organism: Marchantia polymorpha subsp. ruderalis
Lineage: Eukaryota; Viridiplantae; Streptophyta; Marchantiopsida; Marchantiales; Marchantiaceae
Source: the annotation of a GenBank genome assembly
AAAGUGGAGAGGAUCUGAACAACCCUAAGGGCACGGGCAUGGAACUCGUUUUACGACGGAGGAAUCGGAUUCGAGGGACUGGCAGAACCGAUCCCUGUCGGGGAGAUAUCCGACGAUUCGAUUGUGGUCAUGGAGUGAGGAAUUCCGAGGAUUGGUCGACUGCAGCGUUCUCUUCUGGCGGAAAAUGAAGUCAUUGGCGUCGCCCUCAGCCUCGACCUCGCCUGUUGCAGCAAAUCGCCAAAAGCAGAUGCUCUUCGAUCGACGUUAUGGAUGGGUCUACGAGCAGUGGACGGAUCCCAUCGAAGUCGCGAAUAUGGGAGGUAGAGGAAUGUUCUCUCUGGUUCCUCUCACAGCCUCUACUUUGGACGGAACCAUAUAUAUGGCAAAUCGCGCUGCCGAUGGCAUAGUGCAGGCUGUUCAAAAUCGUGAGGUAAUUCUGCAGCAGCUUCAGUCCAAGGUCAAAGAAUGUGGAGAAUUCACAGGCCGUCAAAUGAAAGGACUUGGAGAAAAAACCCGCCACCAAUGGAAGGCUCUUGGAGAGAAAGCAAGCGGUAGCAAGAGCUCUCGAUAGUUCUGAGCUGCUCUAAGUACAGAGUUGCCCAACGGAUACAUGCUUUGUCACAUCCCGGACCAUAUGCUGAAUCACAGCAGUCUUGUGCAUUGCGGAGAAGUGAGUAUGGAGAACGUUGACGAAGGCUCAAAUUUGAGUAAGUUGUACGCAAUGGCGACAUAUUCUUAGAGAGUCACAUGAUCUGUUUCUACAUGAUCAUCAGACACUGGCAGCUGUCGCCUAGGGAUCAGUCUUAUAGUCAACUUACUCAUUAAAUACACUCUCCAUACUUUUCUGUAAUGGCGUCACCAGCUAAAAGUUUUUAGUUCGUGAGGAGCGCAGUCUCUCCCACACAUUUCUGGUGAUUACUGGGUUAGAAAUCGACAAGGGCAAGCAUGUGCUGUGCAGAAAGGGAUUCUCUUUGGAUCACAUCAAGAGAGCCGUGUAUUCAUACUGUGUAAUGCAAAACCCAUUUUCAACGACAC